AUGGCAACCAAUAUUACUUGGCAUCCUAAUUUGAGUUACGAAGAACGUAAAGAACUGAGAAAGCAAUCUGGUUGUACAAUUUGGCUGACUGGUUUAAGCGCUUCAGGUAAAAGCACUAUCGCUUGCGCUCUUGAGCAACUACUACUGAAGAAGAACUUCUCUGCUUACAGGCUUGAUGGUGACAACAUCAGGUUUGGCCUAAACAAGGACUUAGGUUUUUCAGAGAAGGAUCGUAAUGAAAAUAUUCGUAGAAUCUCGGAAGUGUCAAAAUUAUUCGCGGACUCAUGCACAAUUGCAAUCACAUCAUUUAUAUCUCCAUACAAAUCAGACCGUGAAAAAGCAAGGGAACUACAUAAAGAAGGCAACCUCAAAUUUAUUGAAGUGUUCGUUGACGUGCCUCUUGCUGUCGCCGAGCAACGUGAUCCCAAAGGUCUGUACAAAAAGGCGAGGGAGGGUAUUAUUAAGGGUUUCACUGGUAUUUCAGCACCAUAUGAGGCCCCAGAAGCUCCCGAACUACAUGUACAUACAGACAAGCAGUCAGUCGAAGAAUGUGCUCAGCAAAUAUACGACUAUUUACUCAAAGAAAACAUUGUGUAA
This is a messenger RNA of Lachancea fermentati, 597 nucleotides long. Lineage: Eukaryota; Fungi; Ascomycota; Saccharomycetes; Saccharomycetales; Saccharomycetaceae. The record is from the annotation of a GenBank genome assembly.